AUUUUAUCAAAAUCGGUUGCGAGGUUUAAGCGGGAAAGCGUAACAGACAGACAAACAGACAGACAGACAGAGUUACUUUCGCAUUUAUAAUAUUAGUUGGGAUUUAUUUAAUAUUAUUGACCGAUAACGGUAACGUUUUUUCCUACUUGUGUAACUGCCUUUAGCUUGAUGUUUUUGUCAAUUUUGUUGACAGUUGUUGACGUUUUUUGAGCGCGCGAGUCGAAGAAUAUUGUUUUCAUUUCGUUUUUCAGUGAUUUAUUUGAAUUAAUUUAAUGAAAACUUAAACAUUAAAUGAAUAUUGAAAGCAUUGCUCUUACUAGCUCAUUAGUAAAGUAUUAAAUGUUUGUUCGCAGACAAUGACUUCUCUUAACCAUAUUUUUACUAAAUAUUCUGUUAAUAAUUCAGAAUGUUCUGUUUAUUAUUAUACUUUUGACUCUCCUCUUGGUGAUAUCACUGCUGUAGCUGACGACAGUUACCUGUAUAUGGUUUGCUUCGAAGAUUCAAAGAACAAUGAGAGCACCAUUAAAAGUAUAUCCAAAAAGCUUUCUUGUAGCUUUGUUGAAGAAAAGAAUGAAGUAUUGAUAAAAUUUGAAGAAGAACUUGCCGCUUAUUUAGACGGCAAGCUCAAGAAGUUCACUGUGCCUUUAAAAAUGAUUGGCACAGACUUUCAAAAGGAUGUUUGGAAGAAAUUGUUGAAAAUGCCGUAUGGCUCAACUCAGACAUACGGAGACCUAGCCAAAUCACUUGGACGUUCAGCAAGUAGUUCUCGCGCUAUCGGUGCAGCCUGCGGAGCCAAUCCGCACCUUCUAGUAGUACCGUGCCAUCGACUCGUUGCUUCCAACGCUAAAGGUGGAGGAUUCAGCAGUGGAGUAGAUAGGAAAGAAUGGCUGUUAAAUCAUGAAAAGAAGAAUAAUUCGUAAUUUACUUUUUGGAACAUUAAAUGUGCCUUGUUGUAACUUUUACCUCAUUAUUAUGUGAUCAAGUAGUAUUUAAGUAUGUCUUAAGUGUUUCUUAAAUGUUAUUAUUAUUAAUAAAUAGAGGAUAAUACUUCACAGUUUUAUUAAAAAAAUAAAAUGUAAUCACAAACAUGUAGAAAUAUUAAAAGGAUAGGAAUUGUUACCAGAGUAAUUUCUUACUUUGGUAUUUAAUACUUAGAACUAAUAUUAUUUUACAUUCAUAAUUCAUAUGAUAUUUUAAUAAUAAUGGUU
Molecule: messenger RNA, 1208 nt
Organism: Ostrinia furnacalis (Asian corn borer)
Lineage: Eukaryota; Metazoa; Arthropoda; Insecta; Lepidoptera; Crambidae
Product: methylated-DNA--protein-cysteine methyltransferase
Exons: 2
Coding region: 357-920 (187 amino acids)
Biological process (GO): DNA repair
Molecular function (GO): methylated-DNA-[protein]-cysteine S-methyltransferase activity
Source: RefSeq, a predicted model, not a curated record